AUGGCCGGUGCGGAAACCAUCUUCCGUAUGAAGUUUGCCAAGGCUGAGGAUGCAUGGAAGGGGCACCUCCUACUACGGAAAUUGGGCACCAAGGAGCACGAACGGUACAUGGACGUGCUUCUGCCGAGAAACCCCCGUGACUUCACCUUCGACGAAACCGUCCAGCGCCUGUCCGAGACCUUCGGCGAUAAAUCCUCUUUGUUCAAUAUUCGAUACUAG
This is a messenger RNA of Dibothriocephalus latus, 219 nucleotides long. NCBI's taxonomy places the organism in Eukaryota, Metazoa, Platyhelminthes, Cestoda, Diphyllobothriidea, Diphyllobothriidae. The record is from the annotation of a GenBank genome assembly.